Molecule: messenger RNA, 2099 nt
Organism: Selaginella moellendorffii
Lineage: Eukaryota; Viridiplantae; Streptophyta; Lycopodiopsida; Selaginellales; Selaginellaceae
Exons: 1
Coding region: 580-1374 (264 amino acids)
Source: RefSeq, a predicted model, not a curated record
GGGUUCUCGCGGAGCGAGAGGAAGAAGAUUGGCCGUGUUGCGGCAUUGGGAAGGGAUCUCUCUCAAUUUUUUUUGUCUCUCAAUCCCUGGUUUGUAGCUCGGCCUUCCAUCGCUGCUUCGCGAGAGCAUUUGGAUUCCAGAUUUCCCCUCUUUUAUUUUGUGCUCUCCAUCUCUUCCGGAAGGGGCAUUUUUGUUUUCUUCGUUGAUCCAAUCCAAGCGCCAUCGCGAGGAAGGAGAGAGAUCUUCGUUUGGUUGUCCCCAUUUCUCCUUCCACUGGGUCUUCUAUAAGUUUUCCCUUUCUUGAGAGAGUUCUAGACGCAAGCGUGUUCUUCAUCUUCUUCUCCAAGCUAUCGGGUUGGAUGGUCGAAGCGUGGGGUGUGUGGUGAGCUCCAGCAUCGUGCGGCACAAGUCUUGGAUCGCGAUCAGCUUUAAGAGCAAUUGAUCGAUCCAUCCAUCGAUCUACCCUAGUUCUAGCCAGGAUUUCUGGGCAGGAAUUCUCUUCUUUCCCCUUUCCAGAAUUCCUCUCACGAGCGCGUGCGAAGAAAGAGAGGCCGUGAUCAUCGAGCGAGAGGAGCUGCAAUGAUGACAAGAAUGACCGCGGUGGCGCCCAAGGAGCGCAUCUCCAGCGGCCUCUCCAGCGUGAUCCGCGAGAGGAAUGCCGCGGCGGCUGGGCCGAGCCGCCGGGACAAGCUCCUCGGGAUCUCUCCCGGAUCAUCCCCGUCGCCGCUCUCGAUGCUCGAUCCACCCGACAGCGAGCUCCGGGAGGAGGACGUGUGGGGCGGCGACGAGAAUUCAGCCGACGAUCUGGACGAGAAUCAACCCUCUCAGCAGCAGCCAUCGGCGCGAUUCCUCAAGAGUGGGCGCCAGUGGCUGGGGCUGGAAUCCUCCACCAAGGAGCAAGCCUCGCCGCUGGGGCUCUCGUCCAUCAAUCGCCCAAGCGCCAAGGAGGUGUCCACCGCGGCGCCAGUGCGCAAAUCCACCACGGCCUCGCGGAUGAUCCCCCAGGUCUCGUCCUUCGAUCACCCGGGGAAGAUGAUCCAGCAGCAGUCCGCGCCAGUGAACAUCCCGGACUGGAGCAAGAUCCUGGGGAUCGACAAGCGCGGCGGCAAGGAGAAUGGGUUCGAUGGAUCGGAGGAGCCCGAGGAGGUGGAGGAGGCGGAGGAUGAGUGGCAGGAGGAGGAUUUGGAUCCGCGCGGUCGCGAGAUGGGCAGGAAGAAGAACAGGAUCCCUCCUCACGAGCUCGCGGCGAGGGAGUAUGCCAAGAGCCACACUGCCUUCUCGGUGUACGAGGGCGCCGGGAGGACGCUCAAAGGGAUGGAUCUCCGGCGAGUGAGGAACGCAGUGUGGAUGCAGACUGGAUUCCUGGGCGGGUGAUCCAAGAGCGAGGACGAACGAUUGUUGGGUCGAUCCAAUCGCUUGUUCCUCGCGUUUUGGUCAGUUUUUUCUUUUCUUUUCUUUUCUUUUCUUAUAGUUGUCUAGCUUUGUUCUUCAUCCCUUUCGAUCUUAUCUCUCUCACUCCCUCUCACCCACACUGGAUUAGAUUGAAGUUUUGAGCACAAUGACGGCAAGAAAAGAAGAAGAAGAGCAGGAUUUUCUCUGGUUUUUUGCCUCCUUCCCUAGGUAUGAUAUUGUGAAGAUGAUAUACACUUAGAGGAUUUCUUCUCCCCUUUUUUUUCAAUGUUCUUUAGUUUUUAUUUUUCUGGCCAAGCUUGAUGCUGCUCCAGAGGAAAUCAGAAAAAGAAUCUCUUUGACUGUAAAAUCGCAGGUGGUGUGUGUUUCUUGUUUUUCUAGUUUUUCUUCUCUCUCGAUCUGACUGAAAAUGGCAUAGUGGAAUUGAUGAAUGGGAGUGCUGUGUUUUUUUUCUACUCUUUUUUCUCGUGUUUUGCAGCGCAGCAGCAGCAGCAGAAGCGGAAGCAGCAGGAGAAUCAGAGAGAGAGAGAAAAAAAUGGAGGAAAAAAUGAAGAAAGAGAAAAAGGGUUGUUCUUGACAAAUGUCCAGAACCUUUUCUUGCUUCCAAAGUCUCCCUGGUUUCUCUGAUCUCAACUUCUUGGAUUGGGAAUUUGGGAGUUUCUCCAUAUGGAUCAGAACUUCUUUGGUUA